Molecule: messenger RNA, 552 nt
Organism: Desarmillaria tabescens
Lineage: Eukaryota; Fungi; Basidiomycota; Agaricomycetes; Agaricales; Physalacriaceae
Product: hydrophobic surface binding protein
Exons: 5
Coding region: 1-552 (183 amino acids)
Cellular component (GO): extracellular region
Source: RefSeq, a predicted model, not a curated record
AUGGUCCGAAUUCCCACUGGGCUAGUUCUUUUCCUUUCUGUCGUCACUGCGAGCUCUGCACUUAUUACCAAGCGCACUGUUGCACAAGUGGAGGCUGAUAUUGCCAACAUUGCAACCCAGGUCAACGCGCUCGACAGUUCCAUCAAGGCCUUCCCGGACACCGGAGGAAGCCUGAUCAGUGCUCUCGCCAUCCACAGUAGUGCAACGUCAUUGAUUAGUACUCUUCAGACUGCGACUACCGACACUACUGCGACUGAUGCUUUUAGUGAAUCUGACGGUGCUACCAUCCUCGCGGCCGUUGAGGGCUUUGAGCCAACCAUUCUUGAUGCUCUUACCGCCAUCGUUGAGAAACAGCCUGCCUUUCAAGCUCUCCCCAUUGGUGGGAUUCCUGCCUUGGUGCUCCAAGACCUUCAGAACCUCGACUCCGGAACUACAGCGUUCUCAAAUGCGUUAAUUGCCAAGUCCCCAGCUGACCUCUUAGACCAAGCCAAUGAGAUCAAAACGACGAUCGCGGAUGCAUUUGACACUGCCAUUUCCGCGUAUUCAGGCUGA